This is a messenger RNA of Colletotrichum truncatum, 1782 nucleotides long. RefSeq names its product isoamyl alcohol oxidase (FAD-dependent monooxygenase). The record is from RefSeq and is a predicted model, not a curated record. NCBI's taxonomy places the organism in Eukaryota, Fungi, Ascomycota, Sordariomycetes, Glomerellales, Glomerellaceae. Gene Ontology annotation, molecular function: FAD binding; oxidoreductase activity.
AUGUUGGCAAUCAUCCUCGUCUCGUCAGCAUUCAUCAAUCAUGCGCUGAGUCAGUCACUCUGCAAGGUCACGCCCUCAGACGCGUCAUGGCCGAGUGCUUCUGAAUGGAGCGGCCUAAACAGCUCGAUUGGUGGCGUACUCCUAGCCACGCAGCCAGUUGGCUCGUCCUGCUAUGCCGACCAGUCGUUCAGUUCUCCGUUCAGUUGCGACGACGUGAACAAAAAUUGGGCAUACUCUACAUUCCACGCUGCCACACCUGAAUCUAUCGACUACCCUUUCUUCGCCAACAACACCUGUGUCCCCCCGAGCGCCACCGGGUACGAUGCGAACAAGUUGUGCACUUUGGGUGGUUUGCCGGCAUACGUCGUGAAUGCAACCAAUGAACAUCAAAUUGCGACAGCUGUACGAUGGGCAGACCAACGCAAUAUACGAAUCGUGAUCAAGGGAACCGGCCACGAUCUCAAUGGAAGGUCCGCAGGCGCUCAUUCACUUUCCAUAUGGACCCGAAACUUGAACAAGAUUGAGUUCAAGCCGCAGUGGCAGAUCCCCGGUGACGGGGUUAGCGAUGUGUUCGUCGUGGGUAGCGGAGUGAGUUGGGGCGAUGUCAAUCUUGCCGGUGCUGCAGUCAACAAGGUUGCCAUCAGUGGGCAAGACAAAACCGUAGGGUUGGGCGGGUUCAUUCAAGCCGGCGGCCACGGACCCAUGUCAAGCCAUUACGGACUUUCCGCGGACAACAUUUACCAGGCCACUGUUGUCACUAUCGCGGGCGAAAUACUUGUCGCGAACGACGCCCAGAAUCAGGAUUUGCUGUGGGCGAUAAGAGGAGGAGGCCCUGGUCUGUGGGGCGUCGUGACCGAGUUCGUCCUCAAGGCUCACCCGAUGCCCGAGAAUGUUGUAUCGAGUACUCUGUCGAUGUCUCCCAAUACGAACGUCUCCACGGCGGUGGCAGAUUCAUGGAAGGGCCUCGCCGCCUUUCUUGCUAGUCUUCCAGACCUGAUGGAUAGUGGGCUAACUGGGAGCGGUUUCGGUUCGUCAUCAGACCUGGGAGCCAAGCUCUCUCUAUCUUUCUUCGGCUAUAACACGACAGUCGAGAAGGUUCAGGCUCUUCUUGAGCCAGUCAAGCAACGAAUCCUCGACCAAGGGCAUAACUUUACUCUCUCGGCCGCGCUUUCUCAACCUCAGACAGGCACUUACAUGGACCUCUUCAAUUCCCUCAAUUCAGCCCCAAGUGGUGCUGGAGCUGCUUCGCUGAUAUCCAGUCGCCUGUUAGGGCGUGCAGCUCUUGUUGAUUUGCCCCUGGAUCGACUUGCUUCUAAUCUUCAGCAAGUCAUGGUAUCUCAAUCCGGCAAAGGAAGCACACUGGUCGUAGGUCUGCAGGGAGGCCGCGGACCGGCGGAAGUCGAAGAGAGCAGACGCGGCGCCCUGAAUCCAGCAUGGCGCAUUGGCUACGUUCACACCAUGGUAACUGGUAUUAAUAUCGAUCUGAAAAAGGCUCCUCAGGACGCUCUGGCAGAAGCAGCCGCCUGGGCUGAAGAGAACAAAGAAAAGGUAUGGCGUGCGUGGACGCCAGAGACGGGGGCUUACAUCAACGAGGCCAGCGGUUUCGACAAGAACUUCAAGAAUGAUUUCUACGGAGCCAACUACAACCGCUUGCUACAGCUCAAGAACAAAUACGACCCUAACGGAAGCCUCUAUGUGCUCUCGGGUGUGGGCAGCGACUUGUGGGACUACAAUCUGACCACCGGCCGACUGUGCCGACAGGACGUGCAACACAAUGAUUAA